Molecule: messenger RNA, 1398 nt
Organism: Pichia kudriavzevii
Lineage: Eukaryota; Fungi; Ascomycota; Pichiomycetes; Pichiales; Pichiaceae
Exons: 1
Coding region: 1-1398 (465 amino acids)
Molecular function (GO): flavin adenine dinucleotide binding; NADP binding; N,N-dimethylaniline monooxygenase activity
Source: RefSeq, a predicted model, not a curated record
AUGAGUGCUGUUCCAAGAAUUGCCAUCAUUGGUGCGGGUCCUAUAGGUUUAGGAUUUGCCAAGGCUAUUGCAGCUGAACCAAACGCCAAGGAAAUAUUCAAAACCAUCGAUGUCUUUGAGAGACGUCCACAAGCAGGUGGUUUGUGGAACCAUACCGGUGAUAAGUCCAACGUGACUUUUUCCUUAUCUGAAUCAAAGACUAAUCCUAGAGCUUUGAAAGUUACAGAUAAUGACCCCCAUCUAUCUCCAAUGUACAAGUAUACUGAAACCAACAUUGUCAAACAGAUGAUGAGAUACAAGGAUUAUCCAUUACCUGAAAACUCAAACACAUUCCCAAAUAGAACUGAAGUUUUAAACUAUUUGGUGGAGUACCAGAAAACAGUACCUGACUUUGUUAAUUUCAAAUUCAACUCUAAAGUUUCAUCUUUGCUGAAAAACCAAAAUAACAAUACUUGGGAAAUCAAGCUAAAGGACAAUUCCGACUCUUUAGUAUACGAUAAAGUUAUCCUUGCCCAUGGCCAUUUUGAUACUCCGUUUGUUCCAAAAACCGAAGGACUCUUAAACUGGUUUAAGAAUGACCCAACCUCUGUCUCUCACGCCAAGUAUUAUAAUGAUGUCGAUAACUAUAAGGAUCAAAAGGUGCUGAUAAUCGGUAAUUCCGCCUCUGGUAUUGAUAUUUCUACUCAGUUGUUAACCGUUGCCAAAAGUAUCACAAUGUCAUGUGCAACUGAACCAAUGUUUAAGGGAAUUGUCGAAGACCAAACCGAACAAGUCGAUCGUAUUGUUAAGUACGAUUUUGAAAAUAAUAGGUCUGUUGUAACAGCAUCUGGUAAGGUCAUUUCAAAUAUUGAUAAAAUCCUAUUCUGUACUGGUUACCUAUAUGAAAUCCCAUUUUUGAAAUCCUACAUGUCUGGUCCAAACGCUGUCAUUACUGACGGUUCCAACUUGAAGCAUCUCUACAAGCAGCUGUUCUACAUUCCAGAUCCAUCGCUUGUAUUGGCGGGUAUUCCAAAGUCAAUUAUUCCAUUCCCAUUUGCCGAAGCCCAAGGUCAAUAUGUGGCUAGAAUUCUAUCGGGUAGACUGCAGCUUCCAUCAACUGAAGAGAUGAAUGCAGACUAUGCAAGAGAAGUUGCUGAACGUGGUGAAGGUUCCAGCUUUCACAUUAUGGGCAACUUAAAAGAUGCCGAAUACUGCAAUGAAAUGUAUGAAUUGGUCCAGAGCACAGCUGAUGAAGGCUUUGUUGCAUCCUACUGGGAUGAUCAUAUGAAGGACCUCAGAGUGAAAACGCUAGAAUUAAAGAAGCAAAGAUUCCAUGAUUUGAUAAAAUAUGCUAAUGAUUUAAGAUCAAAGGGUUUACCAUUUGUCUCCUUAAAACAAGAUACAACUACUGUAAAUUAA